Molecule: messenger RNA, 2015 nt
Organism: Suillus subalutaceus
Lineage: Eukaryota; Fungi; Basidiomycota; Agaricomycetes; Boletales; Suillaceae
Exons: 5
Coding region: 149-1771 (540 amino acids)
Molecular function (GO): protein binding
Source: RefSeq, a predicted model, not a curated record
UCACAAGGUACUUACUGAGCUGCAUUUUUCACAGUGCGAACUUCGAAGUAUAACUUGAAGUUACUCUCCAAAUCUCGUCUGGCGGCCCGGACCGGUAACAUCUCCUCUUGGCUCCAAUAUUGCGCUGCGCUUGACCUUUCGCUGUGAGAUGUCCUGGAAUUUCACUCGGAUGGGCCACACACUGAGAGCUACAACACUGGUACAGCUCCCACCAGAGCUUCUGUACCUUAUACUGUCACCCCUUGACUCAUACGACCUAGUACGGGUACGACAGACCUGCAAAGCGCUGAAAGUGAUGAUCGACAAUUCGGAGACGCUACAAUAUGUCAUCGACCUCAGCUACUUCCAAAUGAUUCCAAUAGGAACCUCCAAAAUGGAUGUCCCACCGGCUACAUGUCGCAAACGACUGAGACAGCAUGAUGCUGCAUGGCAACGCUUCGAGUACAAGCAGAAGUGCACGCUCCCAUCAAUAAUGCUGGGACCUAUAUUUGAAUUUUUGGGUGGUGUAUACGGCUCUGCUGGGGAGGACUGCAUCCACUUUACGCGUCUACCAUCCACGACUGAUUCCGAUGAUCUACAUUGCUGGAGUCACCCUGUUGAUGCUACGACCUCGGUGGACUUUACUUUCUGUGCUGCGCAAGAUCUACUUGUCGUGGUGGCAUAUUCACCAGACCCCCGGACUCAUGCAUACGAUAUCCAUCUGAGGUCGCUGACAACGAACGACGUUCACACCGGUGCGGCGCAGCCAAUCCUGAAGGCACUCGACAAGGAUCUCAUUGACCGCGAAAUAAUACAAUCCACCGGCCAUGUGAAUGUCCAAAUCAUGGGGAACUACAUUAGUAUGCUGCUGUGGAAUAUUGUGGCAAAUGAGGGCAUAGUCGGAGACUAUAUGCAAAUGUGGGACUGGAAAUCCAAGAAUGGGUACCAGUUCGUUCUUUGGUUUCACCGUGGUAUCAACGACUGCUCCUUCAUUGCAGAGGAUAAAUUCCUCGUGAUUGACUCCCUCGGGACCGUGGAGAUAUAUGAUGUUGCCGACAAAUCAAAGCCCCCUCAAUGCACCGCGAAACUCUCUUUGCCUUCUCUCAUGAAUCACGUUUCAUACACAGAGGCAUUCACGGGCGAAAAUAUAAUUCCUGGCUCCAUGGCUCCAUAUUCUCGAAAGUCCUAUCAACCUUCAUGCUCAUUUCACCCGAGUACGAAUGAUCAACUCAUAGCCAUUCAUGUCUCCGUCACUGGGACAAUGGAUACGAACACAAUCGAUUUCCACCGCUAUAGCUUCUUUAUCCUGUGCAGCGCCAUUCUGGAACUCGAAAGUUUAUUCGCCAGGACUUACGGCCAACCGACCUUGAAUGGUCCCAAGUUGCUUUGGUCAACGUGGGGGCCGCAGCAUACGACGUGGUUCCGGGUUCAAAGGAAUGAGGACUGGCAGUCCUCACUCUAUGGUUUCCGUGUUGUUGAGCCCAUCAACGACCCUUCUGAAGUGUCACGGGAGCCCCGACGGUUACGCAUCAGAGAUUUCAAUCCACACAUCGCUCGGAAUUAUCACGCCCAAGAUAAAUCAGGCUGGCGUGGUCGACUUGUGCAAGGCGAGUUGACUAGCGCCAUUUCUUGCCCAUUUACGGAACCACUAGGAUAUGCGUUGCCUUAUCGCGAGAUCGUUAGCGAGGAGUUGUUUGAUGUGGAUGAUACUUUGAUGGACGAAAGUAGAAUUUUGCUACUGAAAAAGGACGAAUUUGAAGAAUUGCAACAGAUCGACGUAUUGGUGUUCUGACUACUCAACGUCGACGCCUCGGGAGUCGGAGGCAUGGCCCUCACUCACCGCUUGUUUUCAAUCAUUGCAUCAGCCGCAUUCGCAUGGUUUUUUGACCGAGAUUGCGUAGCAACGUUACACGAGGGUACUCUGUACGUGAGACUAUGUGCAUCCCAUGCUUCUGGGCAACUUCUCGGCAUAAACCGUUCUACAUAAGUAGAUGAAGUGCUGCGCGAAGGAUCUGCUGAUGCGAUCUUGAUGUAUG